Messenger RNA from Linum trigynum, 801 nucleotides. NCBI's taxonomy places the organism in Eukaryota, Viridiplantae, Streptophyta, Magnoliopsida, Malpighiales, Linaceae. The record is from the annotation of a GenBank genome assembly.
CUUGUCUUCCUUUUUCCAUCUUGAGAUCCAUUACUCAAAACAGCCUCUGACUACCUGAUGCAAGCUUCUCCUAUCUUUACAAUUGCAAUUUUUAGAAUGUUGGUUUGGUUUAAAGUGGAUGAUGAGGAUCCACAAGUUUGCAAUGGCAGUACAUUCAAACAGAAGCUAAAAUGGGUACCUCCAGCUCAAGAUACUCAAGUCUUCCUGUCCAAGAACCACCCCACCCCACUGAUCAGACCUCCGCUGCCCCCUUAGCCUCCGGCGGCGAGAACCAGUUGGAUUCUUCAUGGGCGUUUCAACUACACCAGCGACUGGAGUGGGCGUCGGCGGCGGCAGCAGCAGCUAUAUUAGCUUUUUCAAUCAAAGGCAACAAGCAUAUGAAGGAUUUGGACGACUACUUCAGGGACUGGACUACGUGAUCAUCCAUCCUAUUGGCUUCUGCUGUCCUGGUCAUCCAUUUCCUCAUCGUGACCGUACUGCUGCUAAAAGACCCUCUAAGGGCUUCGGGCUCCUAGGAGUUCGCUGGCACAUGCUAUCCACAGACGUAGGGUUGUGUGGUUACAGUUUUGUAGUCGGCCAGUUCUCAGCGAGCACUACACGUGUCAGGCCGUUCUACAUGCUCCUCUUUUGUCUCUACUCAUGUGUUGCGGUGGGUCAUGCUAGCUUGUAGGUUUCCAGUUGUAUUUGGGGCCUCCUCAACUUGGCUAUCGUAAGUUUGCAGCACUUAUAUUUGUUUAUUAUUAUAUCAACUUAAUUUUUCUUUUUUAAGUAUCGGUCUAAUAAUACACUUUUUGCAUUUCU